GACAGUGGGAGAAAGCGAGCAAACAGGUGGAGUGGAAAGGCAGAAAGAGAGAGGACUUGAAAGGAGCAAGGCGGCCAGGCAGCAACAUGGCAGAGGACUGUUAAGAUAUUCAAAAACAGUCCAAGUACAAGAGCUUAGGACAGAAAAAUAUAGCUGUGGUGUGCCUUUUAAACACAGCAAACACGUCAGAAUGGAGAGUGACUCGUGUGAUGACAGCCAGAGUGACAGUGGAGUGUCAGCAGACUUCUCUCCAUGCAGCACUUUGGAGGGCAACACCACCAUGUCUACAGGCAAUCCAGGAACUGCCCCCAAAGAGACUCCCAUCGAGAGGGAGAUCCGACGGGCUGUGGAGCGUGAACACAGCCUGAGAAGGUCCAGAGGGCUUCCAAAUCUACCCACCUCCCCAGAGUAUGUAGAGAUUCCUCUAAGAAAAACUGUUCUUUGCCAGUCUCUCGCCACUGAGAGGUGUCAAGGCAAAGACAGGCAAUUUGCAGGCAAAAAAAUGGAGCACGAGAUCCAUGAAGAGGCCCAGAGGGAACAGGAUCUGGUCAAGCUUGGGAAAGUUCCAGGUUUCUAUGACAAAGGCACAGUUCGCCAACUGAAGGAGAGGAAGCAGCUUUUUGAGGCCUUUCAGAAGCCCAGUGACUCAACUUUGACUGUCUCAACCAGGUGUAAAACCACAUCCUGGUCCUCAGCCAGUGACAUUUCAACCCUGGAGGAGGACAUCUCAUCACAGAUAUCCACUGCAGGAGGCUCACAUGUGGAGAGGAGACGGAGCCUAGACCUGCUAAAUCCCACAGAGAGCCCCAUCUUAGCCAAAGGAGGGGGUUCCACCAGCUCAACUCCCCGAGGACCGGGCGUCUCUGAGGGGACUGGUCGCCAGGUCACCAUCCUAGAGAAUAACCUGAGUGUCUCAGCACAGCAGCUCUACCAUGCCAGACGAGAGGCACAGCCUGUCACCACAGUCGACUCUGGAAGUCCAAACAUCUCAUCAUCCCUGACAGGAGGACAUGGAGGGAUUAACGGGAGAAAGCAGGAAAAGGAGGAAGAGGAGGAGGAAGAAGCACCUAAGGAGAAUCCCUUUUUCAAGCUGCGCUCCUCAACAAAUUUAGUUAAAGUGGAGCAGGAUAUCCGGGAGGCUCAAGAGAGGGAUAAGGAGCUUCGCAAGCAGAGGAUCAGCCUGUAUGGGGGAACAGGGGGUGCAACUGGAGGAGAAAGAGGAGGAGGAAGGAGGUCAGCGAGCUCUGAAGGACAGAGUCCCUCAUUGUCUCCCUCCUCACUGAAUGGACUGACUGUUCCUGACUUACCUGGCUCAUCACCCAGGUGGGCAACUGGACCCUCAGCAGCACACCAGUCUGCUGGCAAGUUUGCCGUGUGGCCGCCGCCCCAGGCUGAAGAGGGGAGGACAGAGGUCCUCCUGAGUCCGCGGACCCCCAGGCAGAAGACCCCUCUAGUACAGCGCUGGGAGUCAGGCCUGCUCAAUGGACACAACGAGGAUGACAACUGAGGAGACGCUGACAGCGAAACAGGGACAUGUAGUUUUUGAAGUGGAGGGCUGAAAGACUGUGAGAUAAAAGAGGAGACCGGUGUACGGAAAGUGGGAACAGACGAGAGGAGGGAGCAAUGAUGAAGAGGAGGAAAGAGAGAGAAUGUGAAGUGAGAAAGAGGUCAGGGAUUUAGGCUAGAAAGGGGGUCAGGAGGAUUGGGAGCAAGGAAAAGGAUUGGUGGUGGACUGGAAAACCCUAAAGAGUCCUUCAGUGAGGAGGAGAGAAAAAGGAGGAGGAGGGCCACCUAUUAGUGGAUAAGCACUUGGCCUGCUUCUGCUGCUGGAAACUCUGAGACUAAUGAACAUGAAAUGGCAAAUAAUAACAAUGAUACUACACUGGAGAAAAGAAAAAUGUAAAUUUAGUGAGAACAGGAUUUUAAAACCUUAAUGAAUUUCUUUACCAAUGGAUUCUUUUUUUUAAUAAUAAUGAGUUAUUAUUUGUUGAUGAAAAUAGAAUAGCACAGUGUCUGAUACUAAAGAAAGCUUGAAAAACAAAGUGUCAUCACCAGUUUUAUGCUUUAAUGAUGUCUUACACUGAGUUAUCAGAUUAUAACACCUGUACAAACUAAUGCAAUCCAAUACAAUAGCAUUGCAAUAAAUCCUAACUUUGUGUAGCUCAGUUUGUUCAUUUUUUUAUUCAUACUGUCAACAACUGAGAGUUGUUGAUUCAACUUUGAGGUAAUUUCCGGGGGCUGUGUAAGUGGCGGGGUUGUAUUCAGCUGCAUUAACUAGAUCUUCUUCCAAUAUAUUUAUAUACAUGAAGAGGCAGAACGUAAUAACUCUCAGUAAUGUAGAACAGUGCAACUUCAACGGCAACUACAAUCCUGAAAAUGCUACUUCACAAAAACAAUUAACUGAAGGGUUAUUUAAUUUGAUCACACUGUAGGUGUUUUCAUCAGUGUAUAUAUAUAUAUAUAUACAAGUUAUUGCACGGGUCUUAAUCUAUGAGGAGCUACUCCUUUUGGUACUUCCAUGCGUCACUAUACUGAAAGCUGGAUUAUAGUGCAAUAAGGCACCUUCUUAACAAAGUGCAAAGUUGAUCUGAAUUGCAGAGCUGAAUGAUGCUACACAAUACAAACCUAAUGCUUGAAUAAUAGCUGCUCUGUUGUAAGGUUUGUAACACGAUGCAAUAAGUGAUGUACU
This is a messenger RNA of Seriola dumerili (greater amberjack), 2689 nucleotides long. RefSeq names its product MISP family member 3 (gene misp3). NCBI's taxonomy places the organism in Eukaryota, Metazoa, Chordata, Actinopteri, Carangiformes, Carangidae. The transcript has 3 exons. The record is from RefSeq and is a predicted model, not a curated record. Bases 191 to 1507 code for a protein of 438 amino acids.